GGGAGCCCUCAACACGGCGAGUGUCAUGGGGAUCUACAGGGACACGAUCGUAUUCGGCUUCGAGGUUCCAAGGCCAGGAAGGACGGUGAGAACUGGGUCCCGAUGACGGAGACCGCCGGGCUCAGCGUCAAGCUCCACAAUGCGAUCCACGUCACGGCGGUCGACUACCAAGGGCACCGUCAUGCACUUGUCUGGGGUCGUCAAGGUGCGCACGCCUCUGUUCCAGAGCAUCUCCGCGUUUACCUGGGGUGGUCCAUGAGGACAAGGGUGUACGAGAUGGCGCAGACGAGGGUGGGCAGGGGCAGAAAGGUGAUCAUGAGCUCCGGCGCGGGCAGAAUCCAGGAGUGGAGGCAGAUGAUGGUUAAGAACUUCUCCUACAUCGUGAUCGACCUAGCGAUCGACGUUAGCGUCUUGCAGAAGAACGUGAGGGGAGUCUCCGUCAAGCCCUACAACUUCAACACCGAAUUCAGACUGCAAGUGUUCGCCGCCGCGCGCAGAGGCUCGGUUGUGAUGUGGGCUAAGUGCCAGCCCAAGGAGUUCCUUGCCCUGCCUGAACUCGUUGUUGGUCACGAACAAGUGCGCGACUGAGUCCAGUCCUCGGAGUUCGUUCAUGGUUCAGCAGCUUGUGAGCCAAGCUGACGAUGUCGAGGGAUCUUUUCACGGAGG
This is a messenger RNA of Trematosphaeria pertusa, 666 nucleotides long. RefSeq lists its product as uncharacterized. The coding region runs from base 103 to 588 and encodes 161 amino acids. The transcript has a single exon. NCBI's taxonomy places the organism in Eukaryota, Fungi, Ascomycota, Dothideomycetes, Pleosporales, Trematosphaeriaceae. The record is from RefSeq and is a predicted model, not a curated record.